Molecule: messenger RNA, 129 nt
Organism: Eimeria acervulina
Lineage: Eukaryota; Apicomplexa; Conoidasida; Eucoccidiorida; Eimeriidae
Product: proteasome subunit alpha type 6, putative
Exons: 1
Source: RefSeq, a predicted model, not a curated record
GUGUUGGCUGCGGAUCUGAAAGCUGACGAAAUUGAAGUCGGCGUCGUCUCCAAAGCGAAUCGCAAUUUUCGUCUGUUAUCAAAUCAAGAGAUUGAAGCGCAGCUAACAGCAAUAGCAGAAGAAGAUUAA